Messenger RNA from Polistes dominula (European paper wasp), 6996 nucleotides. RefSeq lists its product as uncharacterized. The record is from RefSeq and is a predicted model, not a curated record. NCBI's taxonomy places the organism in Eukaryota, Metazoa, Arthropoda, Insecta, Hymenoptera, Vespidae.
CCGCCAGACAUUCAGUCUCGUCUUAGCACUUCGAGAGGUCACAACUCACAUAUAUCGCGCGGUUGCAUUUCUCUUGAUUUCAUUUUUUCCGCCACCCACCCCUCGCACAUACAUUUUAAACGGUGUCAAAUCGUAAAACUACUUUGAUCGUUGAACGAGCUAUUUUUUCUUCUCUAUCGUCUUUUUAAUCGUGAUAUUAAUUCAAAAUAACGACGAUAAUAAAAACAAUAACAAAAUACGAAUCGAUUAUUCUAAUCGAUCGUGAAAAAGAUAGAAAAAAAUAAUAAUUCAGUCGUCAAAAGUGGUUUGAAAAAAAAAAAAGGAACAAUAUUUGAGAGGUGGUUUUUUUCUUUUGUGUUUCGCGUCGAAUUUUGUUGUAUAAAAAAUAAUCGAACGCGGAUCGCGGUGAGAUUGAUCGAGAGAAUAAGAAGAAUAAGAAGAAUUCUAAGUGAGGAAGAGAAGAAGAGAAGAGGAGUUUGGAGAGGAAAAUUGGAGGGGAGGAAGAUCCUGCGUGUUAACUUUUAUCUCCUAACUCGAAAAGAUCGAUUUAUAUAACACUACUGGUGGUGUCACGUAAAGGUCUGUCAUACACAUCAUAUACACACACACACACAUAUACACAUACACAUACAUAGAGAACACACGAAUCAACAUAUAUGCGUUGGGUUUUCGUCAGAUUGAUAAAAAAAAGUGUCGUGCAAGUUAGUUCGAUAUUUUCGUUAAUAAUUGUGUGAAAUAUUAAUAAAGAAAGCGCUUAUUACUAUGCGCCCAGAUAGCACGUUUAUUAUUAUUAUGAGAUAAUGAGCUGCUCGGUAAAGAUAUCGUCCGGGAAGAGUUGGAGCGGAUCUCAAAGGAGGAUCAGCUCGUUGGCGGAGGAGAAUACCUGUCCUUCUCCGAACAACGGCGCUGUUCCAAGUUGCGCCCUCUCACAGACCAUUCAAACGACCAACAACGUAUUGGUCGUAUCCUCGCAAACAACUAACUAUAAUAAUAAUACUAACGUAAUUAAUACAUCGAAUACCAAUCAUUUGGAAAAUAUUACAAAUAUCGGUAACAAUCCAAAUAUCGUAACAUCAUCGUCGUCGUCGUCGUCAACAACGAGUGGAAUUUGUGGAGGUGGUGGUCCUCCCGUUGUUUAUAAUUCUACGGUGGCUUCAUCUAACGUAGCUGGUGUUUUUGGUGCCGGUGGGUGCACCUCUGCAGCAGGCGGCAUUCCUCAAAGGAUCCCCACGCCACGCCCCGUAAAGUCGAUUGCUUCGAAGAAAGGGGAAGACACGAGCAAGCUGCUCAAGUACAUCGACGAUAACGUCAUCGGCAAGAACGGCACCUUCUUCGGACCGUUCGGCCGCAGGAAAGUUGUCUUUUGCGAUUAUACAGCAACAGGAAGGUCAUUGCAAUUUCUUGAAGAAUACAUUGCGAAGGAAGUACUACCAUGUUUGGGAGAUACUCGAUCAUCAACAUCCAUUUGUAGUUUACAAUCCUCACUGUUCAGGCACGAAGCAAGGGACAUAGUUAGGCAUGCUGUUGGAGCUGGUGACCAGGAUGCAGUUUUAUUCACGGGUCAAGGUUCGGCCGGUGCCCUUCGAACACUUCUCCGACUACUCGAUCUCUCUAAAUCCACCGUAGUUUUCGUUGGACCGUUCGAACACCAUGACAACUUACAACCAUUACGAGAAUAUGGUGUCAAGAUAGUACGAGUGUCCGAAACUAGAGAAGGAUUUUUGGAUCUGAACGAACUUGAACGUGGUCUAGCAAAGAUGCGUUCAGAAGGUGUUGCGCAAAUGAUCGGUUGCUUUAGUGCAGCCAGUUGUAUAACAGGGGUUUUGGCAGAUGACGUUGCUACAACCCUUCUUUUACAUCAAUAUGGUGCACUUAGUAUUUGGGAUUACACUACUGCAGCGCCGUAUACACAAAUCGACAUGAAUCCACAUCUCCCGGGAAUGAGUGAAUCAACAGCACACAAGGAUGCCAUUUUCUUUGCUGGACACAAAUUCGUUGGGGGUGUUCAAUCCCCAGGUGUUCUCGUCAGCAAACAAUUCCUCCUAAUGGACGAAAUAAGAGCCGAAGACAUGAGGGACACUCAUCGUUAUCUGAACAAUCCUGAAUUACGUGACGAAAGUGGAACCGCUGGUGUCGUUGAAAGUAUUCGAUGUGGAUUGGCAAUCCAACUUAAAGAAAACGUGACACCAAGAGCUAUCGUCAAUCGUCAAGACAAAAUUUCCAGGCAAGUUUUGGCACACGUACGCACAAUUCCAGAAUUAAUUUUACUAGGAAGUGCAUCGCAAAAUGUCAAAAGGCUACCCAUAUUUUCUUUUAUGGUACGCCAUCCACGUGGCACCUUCCUUCAUCAUAAUUUUGUGUGCGCCGUGUUGAACGACGUUUUUGGAAUACAAGCGAGAAGUGGGUGCGCUUGCGUUGGUCGAUACGCUCACAAUUUGAUGGGAAUCGAUACAGAACUGGCAAAGGAGUAUGAAAAUUUAUUGAUGCAGAGUCAACGUAACGAGGGUAGCGAAGAAUUUAAAACGGAAGCAUUGAGGCCAGGAUUUGCUAAACUUUCCUUCCCCUAUUUCAUGUCCGAAGCUGAAGUUGCAUUCAUAUUGGAAGCUUUAAAAAUGGUGGCUACCGAGGGAUGGAAACUUUUACCCCAAUACGUUUUAGAUCCAAAUACUGGCGAGUGGAGACAUCACACCAAUGGUAUAUUAAAAGAAAGAAAAUUAUUGGGAACGAUCAGAUACACGGACGGUAAAAUGAAUGCAUCCGAAAGGAGAGUAUCAGGAUCCGGUAUUUUUCCACAAAGUUAUUCCGAUUGUUUACAAACUGCAAGAAAUAUCUUCAAUCGUGCGCGUAAAAUGGCACAAAGGUAUCCUCUGCAAACUGAUCGCAUUUUUACAUUUAUCUCGGAACAAACGGAACAAUUACGUUGGUUUAUGUUACCGAACGAAGCUCAAGAUCUUCUUUUGGGAAAUUCGCAAAACGUGAAACAGGAAGUACCGUUCAAUCCGUGUUUAGCAGCACAUAGAUUUGUUCAUACGACAACGGCAACGAGUACUCACGAAAGUCUCGUCAAUAGUUUGGCAUUGGCCAAUGGUAUGAGACGUUUGAACAGUGAUAUCCCACGAACCGGAAAUAUUCCUAUAUCGCAAAAUUCACCACGACAUCGAAGUCUUCCAGCAUUGAGCACGAUAAGGAGGAACAUGUCAACGAUAUCAGCAUCAAUGGAAACAAAAAGUAAUUCCAUGGAAAUCGAUGAUAAAGGUGGAUGUGUACGAAACGAUAAUGGGAAUUCGACGGGACACAAAUCACCGGCAACUUGCCCGAGUUCACCUAUGCCAGUUCGAUUUGCCGUAGGUGAAGCUGUAACACCGUCAGCCCUUUCUUGCAUAACUCAUGCGGUAACAACAAGACCAAUGAAAGAACAAAGAGAUUUGAUAGAAACUAGAGACGCUGGACGUGCCAGAUGCAAUUCUUUGGGUAGUACAACUGGGACUAAUAACACGACCAAUAAUCGAUCCGGUAUGUCAUCCUCGUCUUCGCCAAUACCGGUCCUACCAUUGAGUCCUCAAACUCUGACGAGUUUAGGUUUAACUUCGGGACGUUUAGACAUUGGUUCCUCAAAACAAAGACGAUUGCAUUGCAGUUGCAGUAGUCAAACCGAAUUGAAUUCUCUCGAGUUAGAAGCUAUGAGUAAUCUCAGUCAUUCUAUUUCGUCAUUCAAUUAUCACAACGUCGCGUCACCCCCAUCCUCGUAUUCUUCGGUAGGCGAAUACGCGGAAAGAUUCGUUGCUGGUGGAAGAUCUUCACCGAUUUAUUCGAACGUUGGUCAAAGAUCCGACGACGAUUUGAGUGCUUAUUUGAAAGAAGUUACGAAAGAAUUAGCAACCGAGAUCAAAUCUGAAAUUCGCGAAGUUAUAUCAAAAGUGGACGAUGCAUUAUCGGAAGCAAACACUUCAGAGAAUACUCCGCAACAUCAUUCGCGUUAUCAUAACACAGUUAGCCAAAUCUCAGCCGAGGAUAGCAGACAAUUGAGGCAUGAUUCGUUCACGGCAAGCGACAUUGCCGAAUAUUUGAUGGAAUUUUCCAAAGAAAUGGCUAGCGAAGUUAAAUCCGAAAUCAGGUGUAUGGUUAACGCUGUUGAUGGAUUACACAGACACUCGCCGGAUGCUUCAGCAUCGGAUGUAUCUUCGAAUGGAUGCGAAUCACCUGACAGAGGAAGGGUUUCUCUAACGAAUACAUCACCUAGGGUGUCGAGUUCUAGAAAACACGGUACAUCUGAGAUAUCUGGCAAAAUUGGUGAACUAACUCAACAGGAAAGUAAAAUGUCGAGCGAAUGUUCGUCAGACGAAACUGUGAUUUUCGUUAUGAAACCUACGGAAACCGAAAGAAUGAUAAAUAACAAUCGAAACAAAAGUACAGACGAUAACGUCGAUGACAACGAUGUUGACGAUGACGUUGACGAGGAUUCCCAAGAACGCGGUUGUCCCGAGGACAUUGCUGACGCUAGGAAGAUCCUUCCAAAGAUUUAUUCGGCCGUUAAUUCGGUAAGUUCGCAGGACAGUGGGAUCAACCUAUCGUUUCAUGAAAAUGACAACAACAAAUCGUCGUCGAUAGAUUUGUCUGAAUUGAAACGUAGCAGUAGCGCCGAAUCUAAUUCGACUAACAGUUAUGGUAGAAAAUCAAGGACUAUUUCUAACAACGCGAUGUCUAAUUUAUCCGCUAAAUCUUCCUCGAAACAGCUGAUACGUCAGAACGAUGAUCUUUUGUCCGAGGACGAGGAAGUUUCCUUGGAUUUGCGAGAGGAAAAAGAUGAUCACGUUGACGUAGAAGGAGGAUUCAAAUUCGAUGAAAAAGAAGGGGAUAAAAAUGUUUCUACGCGGGUUGUUCAAUGGCACUCGGCACCCAGAAAUAUUUGGAAACCAACGGUGGAAGCCAUACAGGAGUUCGAUAUGAUCCGAGACAACGACAGGGUUCUUUUAUGUCUUUCAAUGCUUGGAAAAGAUUCUCUGUCUCUUUUGCACACGUUACAUCAAUACAGGUUACACGCCAGGUCGAAAGGAAUCGAUUUUGAAAUUGGUGCAGCUACCAUUGACACCGGUGAAUUUAAUCGACUCGAAUCGAUCAGACACCUAAAAGCAUUGGACGUUCCUUACUUUUACGAAGAAUUAAUCGUUGAUGUCAACACUGUGACAACUGAUACGCAAAACGAUCAACCACUUUCCAACGAAGCUUGCAGCUUUUGCAACAGAUCGAUCAGAGCACAGUUGUACGCAAUCGCUAAACGUCACGGUUACAACGUACUGGCACUUGGUCAACACUUGGAUGAUUUAACCGAGGGAUUUCUUUCCUCUGUCUUCCACAGUGGACAAUUGAAAACUAUGAAAGCUCAUUAUUAUAUUCGUCGACAAGAUCUUCGCGUUAUAAGACCAUUUGUAUACGUCAGUGAAAAAGCUUUGAGACAAUUUGCUCGUAGCAAACGACUCGUCCCACACGAAUUUAACAAAUCGACCGAUCUUUCAGAGAAACAAAAACAGAGCAAAGAUAUUUUAAUCCAACAAGAACGAGCAUAUCCACGAAUUUAUUGGUCGGUACGUACGGCACUUCGACCAUUGAUAAUAUCCCAUGGACAACUGCCAGAUUUCGAUAUGACAUGCAGCAAUAGUUCUGGAAAUAUGACAAACAGUCCAAGUAGCAGUAGCGGAGUUAGCAGUAUCAGUACUGCUAGUAACAGUAACGCAAGUACCACCAAUAGUUCUAACAAUCAACAGAAAAGGUAUAGAAGAACUAAAACCAAUUCACUUUCAUCGACAUCAAGUGGUAGUAGUGGUGGUGGUGGUGCUGGUGCUGGUGCUGGUAGUGUUGGUCAUCAUUUGUCAAAUCAACGAUUGGACGAUGAUGAAACUGAUGAAGAACCGGUCCUUUGAGGAGGACUAUCCGCGAGAUGGGAUCCUAAGCGGCGUCCUUCAGUCUCAUCUUCGCGGGCACGUAGACGAAUAUUAGCACCGUCAACGUCGGCCAUUUUAAUACGAAGAAGAAGACAACGUUUUGCUGCCAUGACCACCGCGGCCAUUGUCCUUCCAAAUGAAUCGGAAUUGUUCGAUCAUUGAAUUCAAUUAAAAAAUAUUAAAAUUAAACCACAAAAAAAUGAGGAAAAUGAAUUUGAAAUGAGAACAAAAAUAUUCCUACGAAAUUGUUCAUCGCACUUUUUCGCUAACAUCGAUGAUGACGAUGAUACUGAUGACGAUGAUGAUGAUAAUGAUGAUGCAUACAUCUUGGACAUUGAAGUUUUGACAAAAUUAAUUACGAAGAUUCAUCGAAUAUUUUUCAUUUAUUAAUUUUUUUUUUUUUUCGCUAACAUAGAAUAUUCAAAUAUCUAUGUACGUGUAAUAUGUGUGUGUUGACUUUAGCAAGGAAACUUUAUCAAAGGAUUAGAAACUUUCCUAUAUAUAUAUGUAUAUUGGAUUUGAGUGGAUUUACAUUGGAAUGGGCAGCUAAUAAGUAUAAUUAACUGCGAAUAAACAUUUGUUUCAAAAAUUGGUAUACAAUAAAUGUUAUACCGAUUUGUUUAAUGUGGUUAGACAUCAACGAUCAACGUUGUUAAAAUUAACUUGGACUGACGACGAUUCGUGAUAUUAAACGAACUAGAAUAAUUUGUGUUUUAAUAUCUCCCAUUUAAAAAAAAUCGUCUCAAGAUAAAAAGAAAGCAAAAAAAAAAAAAAAAAAAAACGUUAUCGUCGAGAGUGUGUGCGUGUGUGUGGUGUAGGAUUGUUAAAAUGAACUUUGUUUAUCGAAAUUGCUUUAUAUACGCGCAUAUAUAUUUAUAUGUAUGUCGUUAUAGAAAUGAAAUUUAAUCGGGAAUACAAUUGUUUUCUUUUUUUUUUUUGUUUUUUUUUUUUUGUUCAAAUUAUAUAAGUUAAGAUUCUUCAUCGUAUUAGUAUUAAAUAAUUAAAACGAUUAGGAGGAAAAUGGAAAAGCGUCGUUUAUAUAUAAAAAAAAAAAAAA